Molecule: messenger RNA, 1378 nt
Organism: Varanus komodoensis (Komodo dragon)
Lineage: Eukaryota; Metazoa; Chordata; Lepidosauria; Squamata; Varanidae
Gene: MYG1
Product: MYG1 exonuclease
Exons: 7
Coding region: 1-1065 (354 amino acids)
Cellular component (GO): nucleus; cytoplasm
Source: RefSeq, a predicted model, not a curated record
AUGCGCAUGCUCCGCUUGCUCGUGGGUCUUCCACGCUUGACCCAGAGCCUCAUGCCUGGCCCGAAGCGCCCCCGGCCGGCCCGCAUCGGUACCCACGGGGGGACCUUCCACUGCGAUGAAGCGCUCGCGUGCUUCCUCUUGCGGCUGCUUCCCUGCUAUCAGGAUGCAGAGAUAAUCCGGACGCGGGAUCCCCAACUGCUGUCCAGCUGUGAUGUGGUGGUGGAUGUGGGGGGCGAGUAUGACCCUCAGAAGCAUCGCUAUGACCAUCACCAGAGGUCAUUUGGGGAGUCAAUGCACAGCCUGAAUCCUGAAAAGCCUUGGCAGACCAAGUUGAGCAGUGCAGGACUUGUGUACUUCCACUUCGGCUUCCAGAUUCUGGCCAACCAGCUGAGCCUGCCAGAGGAUGAUCCUGUUGUGCACGUGCUUCACAACAAGCUGUAUGAGAACUUUGUGGAGGAGAUUGAUGCGAUUGACAACGGCAUCUCCCAGUGGGAUGGGGAGCCCCGCUAUGCCAUGACCACUAAUGUGAGCGCCAGAGUCGGGUACCUGAACCCCCGUUGGAAUGACAAGGAUCAGGACACUGAGGCUGGCUUCCAGAAGGCCAUGGAACUGGUGGGCAAUGAAUUCUUGGACCGGCUGGAUUACUAUUACCGUUCCUGGCUGCCUGCACGCACCCUGGUGGAGAAGGCCAUCCAGCAGCGCUUUGAGGUCGACCCCAGUGGUGAGAUUCUGGUCUUUGGCCAGGGCGGUUGCCCAUGGAAGGAGCACCUGUUUAGCCUUGAGCAAGAAUUGGAUGUGAAGACGCCUCUCAAAUUCGUCUUGUACACAGACCUGGCUGGCCAGUGGCGGGUUCAGAGUGUCCCAGCUGGGCUGCACACCUUCCAGAACCGACUGUCACUUCUCGAGGAGUGGCAGGGUUUACGUGAUGAGGAGCUCUCCAAGGUCAGCGGGAUCCCCGGCUGCAUCUUCGUACACGCCAGUGGCUUCAUCGGGGGGAACAAGACUAAGGAGGGUGCGCUGGAAAUGGCACGCAAGACGUUGGCUCGGCAGAUGGAAAGCAGCUAGAUGCCACCCCGUGGGACUUGUGGAGUUACUUUUUCAGUGGGUUGUUUCGAAAGCAGCAAAAUCACCCUGUUCGUGUAUGUCUGUGUCUGAGAGGAAAUGUUGGAUGGAGAGCCGGAGCUGGUUCCGCAAAGCUGUGCUGGGGCGUGGAUCCAGGACUGGCCUUCCUCAGGAGGGAAGGAUUUGUCUGUGGAAGGUCCCCCCCGCAUCUGAACACACACGUUUGUUUAACCAGGAUGGGUUUAUCAAUGGAUGCAAAGAAAAGAGCCUUGCAGUAGAACAAAUAAAAAGAGCAAAGUACUGGUUUCCAAUUUAA